This is a messenger RNA of Engraulis encrasicolus (European anchovy), 3681 nucleotides long. RefSeq names its product alanine aminotransferase 2-like. The transcript is spliced from 11 exons. Bases 1418 to 2857 code for a protein of 479 amino acids. Gene Ontology annotation, molecular function: pyridoxal phosphate binding; L-alanine:2-oxoglutarate transaminase activity. The record is from RefSeq and is a predicted model, not a curated record. Gene Ontology annotation, biological process: biosynthetic process. Lineage: Eukaryota; Metazoa; Chordata; Actinopteri; Clupeiformes; Engraulidae.
UCAAGGCCAGCUCAAGCAUUAGUCUAGUAGAUUCUCUCGAAAGAGGAAGGUCUUUAGUUGUUUUUUGAAGGCUGCAAGAGAUGUGCUUAGUCUUGCUGCCUCUGGGAGACCGUUCCACCACUUGGGUACCACAACGGAGAACAAUCUUGACUGGGAGUACCUAGAGCGACUGGAUGGCAGAGCCAGACGGCUUGUGCUGGAUGAGCGCAGUUCUCUUCCAGUAACAUAAGGCGUUAGUAGGUCCUUCAGAUAAGCUGGGGCCGUUCCUGUGAUGGUUUUGUAGGCAAAGGUCAAUGCCUUGUGCUUGAUCCGGGCGGCGAUAGGUAACCAGUGCAACUCAAUAAAUAGAGGAGUAACAUGGGUCCUUUUGGGUUGAUUGAAUAUCAACCCUGCCGCCGCAUUCUGGAUCAUCUGCAGAGGUUUUAGCGCACAAGCAGGUAGACCUGUCAUGAGCGAGUUGCAGUAGUCAACGCGGGACAGGACCGUGGCCUGGACCAGUCGUUGUGUAGAAUAUUGUGUCAGCACAGGUCUGAUAUUCCGUACGUUGGACAUCUGGAAUCGACAGGUCCGGGUGACUGAGUUGAUGUAAGCUUAGUUGGAUCAGUUGGACAGCUCAUCAUCAAUCAUGACGCCAAGGUUUUUAAAGAACAAGGGAAGAUGCAGUGAGAAAUGAGCUAUUAAUCAUUUUGAGUAGAGAAGGUGACAGACAGCUAAAAAUGUUUUUCAAUAAAAAAGUGGGGAUAGGGUCAAGGCUGCAGUUUGACUGUUUGCUACACUUUACUAGUUUUAGUAGGUCGUCCUCUGUGAUUGGGGUAAAAGAUUUAAAGCUGAGGGGCCUUCGGGGAGGGUCUGGUCAGCUUAAGAUGACGAUGGAGGCCGGGUCCGAGGCCCUAAUCCCCUCCCGGAUGUUGGUUAUCUUACUUAUGAAAAACAAUGCAAAUUCUUCACAUUUUUCUGUUGAUGCUGGAAGGUCGUUUUCUGAUGGAGGUUUUAGGAGAUGGUCAAUGGUGGAAAAAAGAACUCAUUUUUAUCUUCUGUUAUGAUUUGUGUGAAGUCGGCUUUCCGUUUCAGGCGCACUGCGUUAUUGUAAGUGGAGAUUUUUUCCCUAAGGGAAAUUCUGUGAACUUCUAGACCAGUUUUCCUCUAAAGUCGCUCGGUUACGCUGCAUUUCCUAUUUAGGGCUCUGAGUGAGUCAUUCAUCCAGGGUGAGAAUUUUGCUCUGGUCCUUGUUCUGGGUUUUAUUGGUGCUACUUUGUCAAUAAUUAAACAAUAUGUGGACAGGCUUGGCAUGUACUAACACAAAGCUAGGGAAAGAAGGAAAGGGUUAUCUGGAUACGGAGGAGCUAGAUCUUAAAGUGAGAAAAAAGAAAGAGAAAGACUGAGAUCAGGGGACCUGCCAGAGGUGCGGCUUGUCAGGAUGUCCAUCCUGCAGGAGGUUAGUCCAAGGUUGUGGAGUAUCAGGAGUUCGGAGCAAGUGGCUCUGACCAAUAGAGCAGCACAGAUCACAGUGGAACUUCAGCAGGGAGUGAAAAAGCCAUACAAGGAUGUAAUCGAUGUUUCCUGGGGCGACCCACACAGAGGAGGGCUAAAGCCCCUGACAUUUGUCCGACAGGUCAUUGCCAGAUGUUUGUACCCCUCUUUGCUGACCAGUGAGUCACUGCCGGUUGAUGUGCAGCAGAGAGCCCAGAGCUUGCUGGGAGACUGUGGUGGUGGAAGUGUGGGUGCAUACACUGCCACGGCUGGAAUACCCAGAAUUGUUCGCAGCGUGUCUGAAUUCAUCACGAGAAGAGAUGGUGGUGUGGAGUCCUUGCCUGAGAACAUCUUUAUCAGCAAUGGAUCUCAGCGAUGCCUCAUGAUGGUGCUGAAGCUGUUUAUACAUACGGAGGGCCUUGUACAGACAGGUGUGUUAAUGCCGGUGCCUUCAUACCCCUACUUCAACAAUGCGGUGUCAAUGCUGGGAGGGGUCAUGGUGCCCUACUACCUGGAUGAAGAACACGGCUGGGACGUUAGGGUGGACGAGCUGCGCAGAGCCCUGCGUGGGGCCAGGGGGCACUGCAAUCCCAUGGUCCUUUAUGUUACUAAUCCAGGCAACCCCACAGGCCAUGUACAGAACAAGAAGUCUAUUGAGGACGUGAUUCAAUUUGCAGCUGAAGAAAAGCUUUUCCUUCUGGCUGAUGAGGUGUAUCAGGAUAGUGUGCAUGAUCCAAACAGUGAGUUUGUGGCCUAUAAGAAGGUGUUAUCUGAGAUGGGUCCACCAUACUCCAACUCUGUGGAGCUGGCCUCUUUCCAUUCUGCCUCCAAAGGAUACCUUGGCGAGUCUGGUUUCCGGGGCGGCUAUGUGGAAUUUGUGAACCUGGACCCCACAGUCAUGGGAUAUGUGUACACGUUGUUUUCCGCGGACUCCACCUCAUCUGUCCUGGGCCAGCUCGCUCUGGACCUUUUAGCCCACCCUCCUAGGCCCGGUGAUCCAUCCUACCCAACAUAUGCAGCCGAAAUCAGAGAUCUGAAGGACACAAUGGGCCGUAAUGUGCAACUUAUCCAUGAGGUUAUUGGUUCUCUAUCUGGGAUGAGCUGCCAGCCAAUCAAGGGUGGCAUAUUUGCUUUCCCCCGCCUCCAUCUCCCACCAUCUGCAGUGCAACAAGCCCAGGAGGAGGGUGUGAAUCCCGAUAUGUGGUAUUCCAGUCGCCUACUAGAGGAAGCAGGGCUGUGUGUGGGACCUGGCUGUGAACAUGGGCAGAGAGAAGGCACGCAUCACAUCAGAUUGUGCAUUGCAACCUCUCAGGAGAACCUGGAGGAGGUACUGACCAGGCUGUCUGAUUUCCAACGGAGUUUCAUGAGACGGUUCUCUUCCUCCUGACCUGCGUAAAAGAUAUCUUAUUCCUGGCCCUGCCAUCCCUGUCUCAAGCUCAUGCAGGAUGUCGUCAUACUCUGUUGGAAGGAUUGCACUUGUGAAUAGGAGUAUCAUGGGAUAGUUUCCUCAGUAAUAUCGAUACAUAUUUUGUAAGGUUUAACAUGUUUAAUCUGAUUUACAGUUGACUUAUGAACACCAACAACUGAAGUACAAAGAAAGAUUUUUAAUGACAUUUUUUUUAUUUCACACCAAUCAUGUUAGUGUUUUAGACAUUUUUCUUGAUUGAAAUAAAUAAUUAAAUCAAAUAUCAGUGCCAGAUAAUGAUUCAUGCAACGCCACUAUGGCAGAGACCAAAACAUUUUACACAUUUUUGACUUCACUCUUCUAAUAGAAGUUUUACCCAUACCACUUAACAUUUGUAAAGUAUUUCAUAAACUGUGAAGCAAGAUGCACCAGUUCUGAAACAGAACACUUCAUGAAAAUCCUGUCAAAUGAUAUACCAUCAUGAAAAUCCUGUAAAAUGAUAUACCAUCAAAACAAAAGAAACCAUCAUUUUUCCUACAUCAUGGCAUAACACAAGGCAGGAAAUUACCUGUGAUAAAAAUCAUGCAUAACAUAGUUUAUAUGACUUUAACUUUAUGUUUAAGACAUUUCAUUUCUUCUUUGAUUUUAUCUCACAUGUUAACAUGUACAUGUUUUAAAUAAUGUAUUUCCAUUCUUUAUUCCAUGAAGAAAAUGGAAUAAAGAAACAAAAGAACCAUUUUUGAACCAAACUUAAUUCAUGCACUAACAUGUGACAACAUGUUAUGCUAUGCCAUCAUAUUUAGAGA